Molecule: messenger RNA, 1980 nt
Organism: Betta splendens (Siamese fighting fish)
Lineage: Eukaryota; Metazoa; Chordata; Actinopteri; Anabantiformes; Osphronemidae
Gene: pus10
Product: pseudouridine synthase 10
Exons: 17
Coding region: 148-1812 (554 amino acids)
Biological process (GO): tRNA pseudouridine synthesis
Molecular function (GO): RNA binding; pseudouridine synthase activity
Source: RefSeq, a predicted model, not a curated record
CGAAAAUAUUGAUAUUGGUGUAAGAGACACGAUCUGGAUCGAUUAGUUUUGCCUGUUGGUACAGAAAUUGUAGGAAACGUUUUGGUUGGACCCGUGUUUGUUCAAUUUCAUUUAGAGCUUCGUGAAUUAAGCGCCUUCGUGUCCGUCAUGCUUCCUCUGAAGGAAAAGGACAAGCCCAUCAUCCAGAAGCUGCUGUCGGCCGGAUGCUGCCCUCGCUGUGUGCUCAGGUUCUGCUGCGUGAGCCUUCAGGCCGCCUACAGGCACCGUCAGCAGAACAUACUAAAAGAACUUGUGGCCUUCAUCAGUGACACAGAAACCCAAGAUUCAGAAGCACCAGAGUCCUCAGGAGAACACAACAAAUCCAACGUUGCAGCAGCACCAGAACCGCCCGAAGACCCACCCAGUAAAAGAGUUAAACUGGAGCAGCCGUGUUCAGAUGCUCCAUUAGAGGAAGUGAAGGAUAAAGAUCCAUGUGUGUGCGUGGUGUGUUUGGGAAUCCUUCAGGACCUGUGUGAUUCUACUCGGGCUGUGAAGAUAGCAGAAGCUGUGAAGGCACAAAACUAUGAGUUUGACUCCUUGGUGCUGUCUGUGUCUCUGCCUGCUCAGCUGUGUGUCCGCGAGCACUCCUGUUGGCUCCACGUAAAGAAGGAAGUGAGGGAGAAGGGCCUAGUGUUUGACAAGGAAGACAUCGUCCAGGUGAAGGAGGCCUUCAAGUGGAUCAUGCAGGGCCAGGUGGCCAAGGAGCUGGGAGGCGUUGCUGUGUUUACCAAGAGUGCGUUUGAGGUCGGGGUGGAGUUCACUCACCCAGAGUCGGAUGCUGACUGUCACUUCCUGGCAUCGGUUUGUCCCGAUUGUUUCAAAGCCAACAAGAACAAACAGUCUGUGUUCACCAGGAUGGCUGUCGUCAAAGCUCUGGAACAAAUAUCUGAUGGCAAAUUUCUAAAACACUACCCUUCUCCUCCCACGCAGCCAAUCAGCUGCUGCAGCCCUCAGGAUGUUCAGUGUCUCCAUGUGUCGGUCUUUGUAGCAGGAAGAUACAACAAGUUCUGCCGCAGUCUGCCUCAGACUCCCUGGGUGAUCGAUGGAGAGCGGAGGAUGGAGUCCUCGGUGGAGGAGCUUAUUGCGGCUCCCGUCCUCUCAGCCUUCAGAGCCGACGGGUUUAAUUUCUCCUCCUCUGGCAGAGAGGACGUGGACGUUCGAACUCUUGGAAAUGGUGAGACCCACGUUGCUGCACAAAGCUCUUUACACAACGAUGGACUGCAUGUUUUUGUGUUUCUAGGUCGUCCGUUUGCGAUGGAAUUGCUGAAUCCUCACAAAUCCAGACUGAACCAAGCAGAGAUGAAGCAGCUGCAGGAGACCAUUAACGAAUCUUCAGAUAAAAUCAGAGUGAGAGACCUUCAGAUUGUUACCAGGGAGGCCAUGAGUCGGAUGAAGGAGGGCGAAGAGGAGAAAACUAAGUCGUACACGGCGCUGGUCUGGACCCAGAAAGCCAUCCAGAAAGACGACAUCGCCUUCAUCGACGACAUCAAGGAUCUGACUCUGGACCAGAAAACUCCUCUGAGGGUUCUGCAUCGCCGGGCACUCGCUGUCCGACAUCGAGUGAUCCACAGCAUGAACGCUUGCUUCCUGGACUCUCACCACUUCCACCUGGGAUUGAAGACACAAGCUGGGACUUACAUUAAGGAGUUUGUCCACGGAGACUUCGGUCGCACCAAACCCAACCUGAGCCAGCUGCUGAAGACGGACACAGACAUCCUGGAACUGGACGUGGAGUCUGUGGACGUGGACUGGCCUCCUGCCAUACCAGAGUAAGCUUUGACCUGGGUCAGGACCGGACCGGUCUUGCUCUGAUCGGAUCGUUCUGACUGAACCGGCUGAGGGGCGUCUGCUUCAGGCCUGGCUCUCUUCUGGUUUUGCAGAGCUGCCUGCAGCCAUUUGAAUUCUGAUUUGAUCAAGGUGAAUAAACACAAACAACGUCCA